UUUAUCUGGCAAAGUCGCCAGAAAAAGUGCAAGUGCCAUGGCGUCAGUGGUGCUUGUUCCCUGCGGACAUGUUGGCAGCGUGUCGGUGGAUUUCAAGUUGUUGGUGACUUGCUGAAGAAGGCUUAUUCCAACGCGCUCCAAGUCUUCUUCGAUGCUACCACGCGCCAGUUGCGUAGACUUGCUGAUCCCCUCUACUUUGGAGGAAUGCCACUGCCUGCCGGACAUCUCAUGAAACGUAGCACUAACUGGUUUGUUUCUGGUGGUGGUACCAGUGAUCCAUCAGGUUGGCAGCGGAGGCGACGUGAAACACAGUAUGGUGAGAAGUGGAUCAAGCGUCAAAAGGAUAAGUUGGUUUACCUGGAUUACUCGCCGGAUUACUGCAAAGCAGACCAGAAAAUUGGUACGCAAGCUGUGCUUUAA
Molecule: messenger RNA, 420 nt
Organism: Hydatigera taeniaeformis
Lineage: Eukaryota; Metazoa; Platyhelminthes; Cestoda; Cyclophyllidea; Taeniidae
Source: the annotation of a GenBank genome assembly